This is a messenger RNA of Anthonomus grandis grandis, 1345 nucleotides long. Its product is annotated as solute carrier family 25 member 35-like. NCBI's taxonomy places the organism in Eukaryota, Metazoa, Arthropoda, Insecta, Coleoptera, Curculionidae. The coding region runs from base 346 to 1254 and encodes 302 amino acids. The transcript has 4 exons. The record is from RefSeq and is a predicted model, not a curated record.
GAAGAACGUUUUUGUGUUAAGUUGGCACAACAAGAUCCUUUAUGAUCCCAUACUAUAAAAGCUAUGACGAGCGUUUACGGUAAAGUUCAUUGCUAAGACGUCAGUGGUCUAAAUUUAUUCGUAUCGCACCACGUCAAUUCGUCUAAUAAUUAUUAUACAAACAAUUUCGUAGAUAAAAAGCGACAAUGUUAAAAGCCGAGAUUACGGAUCUAAUGCGAGAUUAUUUUAUUGCAAAUUUAUUUCACGCAUUAACGCAUAUUCUAAGGCCUAGGUUAGACAGCAUGUGAAGAGAGCUAAUCGGUCAAUUAAAUCGCGUAAAAGUGUUUCCAGUAAAUUACUUAAAUCAUGGAUUUCGUGUGUGGGGGGUUGGCGGCCAGCGGAGCCUCAAUAUUCAGCAACCCCUUCGACGUCCUAAAAACCCGUAUGCAGCUACAAGGCGAAUUACAAGCGAAAGGCGAACACGCGGUCCAUUACAAGAACGUUUUCCAUGGGGCGUACGUGGUGGCCAAAAACGAGGGUCUCGCGGGGCUGCAAAAGGGUCUGGGGGUCGCGAUGAUCCUGCACGGAUCGCGGAAUUUCGUCCGACUGGGGAUUUACCAGACGAUGGAGAACGAAGGGUUGCUGACUGACCCCCACGGCAGGACGAUAUUGUACAAAAGUGCGCUGGCGAGUGCUUUCGCGGGUGCGGCGGGGGCUUUUGUCGGUAGUCCCCUUUUCUUAAUUAAGACUCAGCUGCAAUCGCAGGCGGCCGAGCAGAUCGCGGUGGGGCACCAGCACGGACAUAGAGGAGCAAUCAGGGCUAUCCGGAGCAUUUAUCAACAGAAUGGGGUUUUUGGCUUGUGGAGAGGCGUGAACGGGACAAUGUUGCGUGCCUUAGCAGGUUCCUCGUCCCAACUCACCACUUUCGCUUUAUCCAAAGACAAAUUGAAAGAAAUCGACAUAUUGCAAAACUCCCCGUUACUUACAUCGCUAGUCGCCAGUAUUUUUAGCGGUUUGGUGCAAACCGUCUGUAUUAAUCCGUUCGAUGUGGUUUCCACGCGUCUAUUCAACCAGGCGGUCGACGCGAAUGGCCGAGGCGUCCUCUACAGUGGCGUAGUCGAUUGUUUUGGUAAAAUACUAAAGACCGAGGGCUUUUUAGGGUUGUACAAAGGCGUGGUAGCUAAUUAUAUGCGGUUGGCGCCACAUGCGAUGUUUUGUUUAUUGUUUUGGGAUAUUUUAAAGGGCUGGAAGCUGUUGUACUUUGAAAACAGAUAGCAAAUGAUUUUUUUCAUGUAAAUUACUAUUCCAAUAAACAGUUAUCUUACUAGCCAAAAUAUGUAAAAAUUGUACAAAAUUUAGUACAAUU